AGAAUUAACUCCCCCCUUGGUGAUAUGGAAGUGGUUUAGAUACAGAUGCAGUACAACAAUAAAUAAAUAAUUACCAGGACUUGAACAGACUUGAACCUGAGAAGUGGGCGUGGCGAGCAUUAAUUAGCCUGACAAGAUGACGUGUGAAACAUGAAUUUGUUUAUCGAUUCGUUUGAAUCAAAUCAAAUCAAAAAGAAUCGAUUCUGUCAGGAUUCGGUUCGUCCAUCACUGAGGCUCCGCCAGAUGUUUCUUGUUUCACGAGCGCGAAUUCCUGUCAUUAACGGAAAAACAGCAGCUCUGUGUCUCAUGGUGUGUGUGUGUGUGUGUGUGUGUGUGUGUGUGUGUGAGAGAGAGAGAGAGAGAGAGAGAGAGAGAGAGAAGUGCAGGGUUCAGUGUUGUUAUAAAGAGCACCGCUGUCUGACUCUCCAGUGCGAUUCUUUCUGUGUUGUAAAGAAACCCGAAAGUUCUUUGUCCCUCCGGUGAAGUGGCCACAGCUGGGGGAGAACAUGGAGCUGGUCAUGGAGCGAAGGCUUCUUCUGUCUGCUCUCCUGAGUGUGUGUGUGCUGUGGAGGAUCUGCUCUGCGUCUCACACUGAUCACCACAAAGAGCUGAAAGUGCUGCAGGACAGAAACGUCAUCGACAUUCUGGAAAUGCUGAGCACCACCCAAUCAUCUCGAGGAAUCACAAAGGUCAAAGGUUCCGCCCCCGGCACGGCCGCUUGGCGUUUUCGCUUUCACACGCCUGACCUGACCUUGCCACUGGAUGUCUAUCAGCGCUUUAGGAGGGCGUGGCACGGAUCGCUCAGCUUGCACCUGGUCGGCCAGCAGGCUGGAGGUGCGGAGGCAACUCUGCUGUCUCUGAGUGCUCCGGGGAACACGCCGCUCUUACGCAUCAUCUCCAACAUGCGGGAGGAUUUUCUCCAGCUGGAGAUCCACAUGACACUCAACACAAAACCCGAGGUCCUCAGAAUCCCCGGGGGAAACCCGUUCUCAGGCGGGAGGUGGGCCAGGGUGCUGCUGGGCGUGGCUCCUGGGUGGGUGUGGAUGUUCCAGGAGUGUAAAGAGGCCACGAUAGUAAAGCUUACACACCAGGGACGACCUCUGACCCUUAACCUCCCUCCUCAUGACCUCCAGGUCACCUUAGCAAAAACGGCAGAUGACAAAGUCAGCAAAUUUAGCGGUUACCUAGAGACCGCACAGAUCUCCACUACACCCUAUGAGAGACGUCCGUGGUUCUGCAAAAACGUUACCGACCCCGUCCCCUUUCCCCCUGCCCCCUACAGCUCUGUGGACUCGGAAGAGGAGCUACAGGACCAGCCAGAGCGCACGGUCAACCCGGUGCUCGGUCCCCCGGCGUCUCCGCAUGACAGAGCGGCUCACGGCGAACAGAGACAGGGAGUCAGGAACCUGGAGGAGAGACUGCACAACAUCACCGCCAUGCUGCUCAUGCUGAAACAACAGAAUGAGGACCUGCAGGCUCGGGUACGGCUUUUGGAGACCUGUGAGUGUGUGAGGAAAACCUGUGUCUGGGAGAACCAAGAGAUGAAGGAGGGAUCUCGCUGGAGGACUGACAGACACACGGAGUGUUCCUGCAUCUCCGGGAGAGUCCAGUGUGAAACUUCAAAAAAGUGUGGUGUAGGUGACAUAAUCCACAACGUCUCAUACAGCACCGUCGAUGGCUGUCAGACCUGCUCCUGUAGGAAUGGCGACUUGUCGUGUGUCGACUUGCAGAAAUGUCCUCGGUCGUGUCAGAACGGAGUGAAGCCUCCGUUUGGUUCCUGCUGUCGCGACUGCUCUCGCUGUGAAUAUCGGGGCGAGGUCGUUCCUGAAGGAGUCACGUUUCCAGACUAUGAAGAUCCCUGUAAAGUCUGCGUGUGCUCUAGUGGGAACGUAGUGUGUAGCAGUGUACCCUGCCCUACACCUGACUGCAGUUUGGUGGAAACUGUCAGUGGAGAGUGUUGUCCCAGGUGUCGAAGUUGUGUCCAUGAGGGGGUGCAGCAUGAGCACAGCACACAAUGGCCGAAUCCACGAGACCCCUGCAGUGUCUGCACAUGCUCAGAGGGACGUGUUGCGUGUAUCACCAGCAUCUGUGACACCCAGUGUAGGAACCCGGUACCUUCUCCAGGAACCUGCUGCCCUACCUGUGAUCAUUGCUCCCAGAAUGGGGAAAAUUUCCUAAAUGGGGAACCAGUUCCGAGUAGAGAUCGAUGUGAGAGGUGUGUGUGUGAGAAUGGAAAUAUUAACUGUGAGCCCCUCCACUGCCCCACCCCACACUGCUCUCAUCCAAUCAGGAGAGCCGGAGACUGCUGUCCAAGGUGCGAACAGUGUACUUAUGAGUCAGAGGUGUUUUCAGAUGGCCAGCAGUUUACUUCCAAAGAGAAUCCCUGCUUGAGCUGUCGGUGUUCAGCUGGAGAGGUUGUGUGUGAAAGUAGAGAGUCGUUGUGCCCCCCUGUACGAUGUACAAACCCCACUAGACAGCAUGGCACCUGCUGCCCCACAUGCAACAACUGUGUUGUUCAUAACCAGGAGUAUCAUGACGGUGAGAAGUUUGUGAACCCUGUAAACCAGUGUGAGCAGUGUGUGUGUCAGGAAGGACAAGUGGAAUGUCAUAACCAGUGCCCCAGACCCAUGUGUAAUUAUCCCGUCACUGGGACCUGCUGCCAGAACAACUGCAACGGCUGCAGCUAUGCGGGUAAAGAUUAUACGAAUGGAAUGGAGUUUCCUCAUCCGACAGACCCGUGCAGGGAAUGUCACUGUUUAAAUGGUAAUGUGCAGUGUAGCAUGAUUAGAUGUCCUCCUUUACAGUGCAGUGAACCCAUAAUGGCCCAGGGACAGUGCUGUCCUCAAUGUCCAGCGCCCCUUGCUGACUGUGUUCAUGAAGGAAACUCAUACAGACACAACCAGCGCUUCUACCAUCCCACAGACAGCUGCCAGCUCUGCUCCUGCAUGAAUGGGAUGAUGAACUGUCACCGUAGGCCCUGUCCCUCCGUCUCCUGCACCCACCCUGUUCAACAGGAGUGCUGUCGCACGUGUGAUGGAUGUUUGAUUAAUGGUGUGGAACGUGCUAACGGCGAGCAGUUUGCGGACGUGUCGGACCCGUGUGUGAUGUGUACGUGUCGUGAAGGCAGUGUGGCCUGCGUGCAUAGAACAUGCCCGAGGGCCACAUGUCCAUUUCCUGUACAGGGAGAGUGCUGUUCGAGCUGCGACGGUUGUCAUUAUGCUGGUGUAGAUUAUUCAAGUGGACAGGAGUUCUUGGACCCCGCAGAUCGCUGUAAACAUUGCACGUGUUUAAAUGGUCAUGUGACCUGCAGACAGAAACCCUGCUACAACCCGGGCUGCUCUCACCCGGCGCCCUCUUCUGGACACUGCUGUCCCGUGUGUGACGCUUGUUCCUAUGAUGGUGAGAUUCUGUUAAACGGACAGUCAAUACCGGACAGAACAGAGCCGUGUUCAGAGUGCACAUGCAGGAGCGGCUCAGUGCAGUGUGUGAGGAGAUUGUGUUCUGCUGCUCCUUGUCCUAAUCCUGUCACUGGACCCUGUGGCUGUCCUGUUUGUGAAGGUUGUUCCUUCGAAAGACGAGUUUAUAAAGAUGGAGACGUUUUUUCAGCACCUAAUGCAGUGUGUACAGAGUGUACAUGUUCUAGAGGUGAAGUGAGAUGUAGCCCUAAGUCCUGCCCCAGUGUGGUGUGUCUUCACCCCGCACAGGACAGUUGUAGUUGUGCCGAGUGUAACCACUGCAGGUAUCGCGGGCGAGAUUAUAAGAACAGAGAACACUUUCCUCAUCCUGAAGACAACUGCCAGAGAUGCACCUGCCUGAACGGUGAUGUGUCGUGUACAGCUGUGCCGUGUCCGGAGGUGUCCUGUAGGAGGCCGGUAAGGCCCCCAGGGGCGUGUUGUCCCGUGUGUACAGGUGUGUGUGAGCAUAUGGGGCGGGAGUACCAAAGCGGCUCCAACUUCCUCUCCCCGACUGACCCCUGUUCAAUCUGCACCUGUCAGAACGGUGAUGUGUCGUGUACAGCUGUGCCGUGUCCGGAGGUGUCCUGUAGGAGGCCGGUAAGGCCCCCAGGGGCGUGUUGUCCCGUGUGUACAGGUGUGUGUGAGCAUAUGGGGCGGGAGUACCAAAGCGGCUCCACCUUCCUCUCCCCGACUGACCCCUGUUUAAUCUGCACCUGUCAGAAUGAAGAUGUGUCGUGUCAGAGGAAGCCGUGUCCUCAGCAGUGCACACACAAUGCGCUCUACUCUGACUGCUGCCCCGUGUGUGACGCAUGUUUGUACGAAGACGUGCAGUACUCACACGCGCAGAGGUUCAGGCCGCGCUCUAAUGCGUGUAUGGAAUGCGUGUGUGAGAGAGGGAGCGUCACGUGCAAUCAGGUCCCCUGUCCUAUAUCCAGUUGUCAUAAUCCAGUCACUCCUUCAGGACAGUGCUGCUCCCAGUGCAGAGGGUGUGUGCAUAACGGUAUUGAAUACACAGAGGGGAAGAGGUUUCGUGUUCGCACUGACCAGUGUUCUGAGUGUGUCUGCCAGAAUGGUGAGGUGAGCUGUGCGCAGUCUUAUUGUGCACAGUUAAAGUGCAUGCACCAGGUUACUGAUCCAGACUCCUGCUGCCCAAGAUGCCGAGGGUGUGUGUAUGACGGAGUUGAACACUCUGAGGGCAGUACCUGGUUUGCGUCCAGUAGUCCCUGUAUGUCCUGCAUGUGUGUGGAUGGAGUCACCACCUGCUCGGAGAUCCAGUGUCUCUCUCCCUGCAUAAAUAAGAUCAGUGUUCCUGGAGAGUGUUGUCCUCUGUGUGCAGACUGCAUCUAUGAAGGUCAUGUGUAUGGACCAAGGGAGAGCUUUCAUCCAUCAGAUGAUCCCUGUCAGAUCUGCACAUGUGAGGUGAUGCCAGAUGGACAGCAGCACUUGCGAUGUUACAGGAAGCAGUGUCCCCGUCUGGUGGACUGUCCCAAAAACAACAUAAUGUUCAGCAGUCCUGACUCUUGCUGUCCAGUGUGUGCACAGCCUCUCAGCAUCUGCACAGAAGCACUGAUAGGAAAUGAAGUUCUCGCUACGGACGACCCCUGUUUCACCUGCCAGUGCAAAGAUCUAACAUGGACAUGUGUCCACAAAUCCUGUCCUUUGCUCAGCUGUCCUCCAGAUGAACAGUACACACCACCUGACUCCUGCUGUCCCGUCUGUGAUGUGUGUGUGGUGGAGGGAGGGAGACGGCGUGUGAACAACGGAGAGCGCUGGACUGAUAGCGAAGAUGAGUGUAUCACCUGCUCCUGCAAACUGGGACAUAUAGAGUGUAAUAUAGAGGAAUGUGCUCCGCUUGUGUGUGAGGUCGGAAUGCUGAAGGUCAAAAGCCCCGGAAAGUGCUGUUAUGAAUGUCAAGCCAACGUCAGGGCUCAGUGUGUGUAUGAGGGACAGGCGUAUGAUUCUAAUGUACAGUGGGAUGUGGAUGAAUGCACUUCCUGCACGUGUGUGUCCGGAGACGUGCAUUGCCAAACCAAGAGAUGUCCAGCCGUGUCCUGUGCUUCGGAUGAAACUCCGUCUGUGAUUCCCGGGAUGUGUUGUCCACGCUGUAUCCCGCGUCCCGCCACCUGCAUCGUGUUCGGAGAUCCUCACUAUCGCACGUUCGAUGGCAAGAUGGUGAACUUCCAGGGGACGUGUACCUACGUUUUAGCGCAGGAUUGUGAGGGCGGGAACUUCAGUGUUCAUGUGACGAACGAUGAUCGCGGCCGUAAGGGUGUAUCCUGGACUAAAGAGGUGACGGUGUACAUCAGGGAUAUUGUGAUACAGCUGCUGCGGGACUGGGUGGUGAAGGUUGAUCAUCAAACCAUCACGCUGCCGUUCCUUAAAGAGCCGUAUAUUUACCUGGAGCGCAAAUCCAACACCAUCCUCCUCAACACCAAUGUUGGCAUGAAGGUGAUGUGGAAUGGACGUUCUCACCUGGAGGUCAGUGUUCCAGGCACGUAUAAGAAGCACAUGUGUGGUCUGUGUGGAAACUUCAACAACUAUCCUCAGGACGACAUGCAGCUGCGUAACGGACAGAUCACCACCUCAGAGACGACGUUCGGAAACAACUGGAAGGUGGUCAGUGGGAAUGACGCGAGCACUCGGUGCGCAGAUGCGAGGGACAUCGACCCGUGUAAAGUGGCUGGAUAUUCCUUUCGUAAGACGGCGAACAGUCGCUGUGCGGUCCUGAAGUCCGCCGUGUUCGAGCGCUGUCACAGAGUGGUGCCUCCAGAGAUGUUCUUCGCCUCGUGUGUGUACGACCUGUGCGCCUGCGCAGCCAACGCAGACGAGUGUCUGUGUGACGCUCUGGAGGCGUACGCUUCUGAGUGCCGCGAGGCCGGAGUCGUCUUACAGUGGAGAUCACCUUCCCUCUGCGCGGUGGGCUGUCCUGUGGAUCGUGGUUAUGUUUUUGAUGAAUGCGGUCCUCCGUGUCCUAAAACCUGCUUGAACAAGGACGUGCCGCUGGGUGUGAUCGAGGCGCACUGCUUUAAACCGUGUGUUCCAGGCUGCCAGUGUCCCGCCGGACUGGUGGAGCACGAAUCCCACUGCAUUUCCCCGGAAAAAUGUCCCAAAAUCAUCCAUGGAAACCCCUGAGCUCCUCAGAUCUCCUGUAAAUCCACAGGAUUGCCCGUUCUCUGUCACGACCCCCUGAUAAUCCCCAUCCCUGAAUUGUCUACAUCACUCUCUCCUCUCCACUAAUAGCUGGUGUGCGGUGGGAGUUCUGGAGCAAUAUGGCUGCCGUCGCAUCGUCCAGCCCCCCCCCCCCCCCCCCAUGCUAUAUAACUGUAACUGUAACUAACUAACUAACAGGACUGUACCGGAACUAAACCUGCACUGAGGUCACCAUUUUUACUCGUGAUUUGUCUUUAAGCAGUGUGUUGCAUUAUGGGAAUUCCGUAUCUGCUGUGGUUUAUGGUUCAGACACCGCUGCUGGAUGUAGAAGUGCUCAUAUUCUUGGACCUUGUGUUCACCAUAUAAGCUUAAAGGGGCCGUGUGUAAUAUUUCGCGCUGUCCCCUUUCCGCAGACUGACUUCACCCACUCUUUCUAAACUGCGUACACAUCGUAAGUUUCUAUUUGCAGAAAGGGAGUGGUGCUGAGCAGAUCUGUUAUUAUUGUGGGCGGGGCUAAUUUCAGGGCCAGAAAUUUUAACAAAGCCUGAAUUUAAGAAAAUUAGAAAUCAAAGUAUUUUUGGAAUUGAUUGAUUGUUACAGAUGUAGGAAUAUUAUAUAAUAAUGUUACAAACUGCACCUUUAAAACCGGCGUGAAAACUCAGUCCUACGUAAUAUGUUGCGUUUAGUUUAACUUUAAAAUGUUUUAUAUUGUGAGAGCUUCACCUUAAAAAAAAAAAAAACCCCAAAAAUAUAGAAAACGCACAAACUAAUGAUCAGGUGUAAGUUUCAAGGCGUAACCUAAAGCUACGUUGAGGAUAUUUCACUGUGUGACUCAGUACAGUGAGAAUUUACACUCAGGCUACAAUCAGAAAAUACUUAUUUUUAUUUACACUUCUCAGGUUCUGGUUACAAAUAAAUAAAGAUCUUAGCUUCAGUAUUUUUUCCUUUGUUUAGCGAGCAAAAUCACAUUUCUGUGCAUUUUAAGGUGUUUUUUUGUUAACUGUAUUUAAAAUAUCCGUUCAACACCAGAUCACACCAUGAGAGAGUUCUGUUAGUGUAAUUCGCUCAGUAAUAAAUCAAAUGUAUUCAUUUAUUACUAACUUUAAUACUGACUCCGCCCCUAAUCCUAACCUUAACCUUAACCUUUGUAGCUGAUCUUCAAGUGUGACAAUGUGAAAGAAAGAAAACACACACACACACACACACACACACACACACACACACACACUCCUACUUAUAGUUUUAGCUAAAAUAUUAGAAAAAUGCUUUAUGUACGUUUACAUAGCUGUUUUGAAAGUUUUUUUUUUUUUUUAAUUCUAUAAUAUUUACAACCUACUUUUUUUUCCUUUACAUUUUUGGUGAGAUCUCACUGUUGUGCUGCCGCUGUCCGCGAUCAAAAUGUACAAGAUUUAAAGCUCAGAAACACCUGAAAGUAUUGUAGAAAAACGUCCGUGAUAAUAAAACUGUUCCGUUUCCGCUGCAUUACAGGAGUCACCAUUAAACAGACUGACUUUUAGCGAUGGAGGUUUUUACUGCUGUACUGGUGAAUAUUCGGAGUGUAUCACUGUUCUCUCAGCGUCACUGUAUACAUCAUGUUCUUCUUCUUCUUAUUCAUCACCUUUAAGUCACAUUUCGGACAGAGUUACGGUCAUUAUGUGUGACUGGUUAAAAUGUCCAGGUGCUAACUCUGUAGUACAAAUAAUACAAAUUAAAUAUGACUUUCAAUAAUAAAUGCUUGUUUACUCUUGACUUUAUUCAUUUUGAACACUAUUGCUGAUUUCUCUGAUUAUGAAAUGGAACUGCACAGGGUUUCGCUCUCGGCGAUGCUGUCGGCUGAGAGCUCCGCCAUGAUGGGUGACAGAAGGGGGGUACUAAACGGUACCUUUCCUUGUCGUCCAGGUGGUACCCUUAAGCGUACACGUUUUUGUACCGGGUACAGUAUGCAUCUUUGCACGUAGCGUACCUUUAAAAAGUUUAUUACGGUUUGUUUAUAUACCUUAAAUCUUUGUUUAAAGGUGCACGGCUGUAUGUCCACGUUUUCAGGUGAUAGACAGAGACGAAAGGUACGACAGAGGAGCCGUUGAUGCGAGUGUACGACGACGACGACGACAGCGGAGAGGAAAAACUCCCUGAGACAACAGGAAGAAGAACCCUGAGAGGAACCAGACUCAAAAAGGAAGUGGAACUGUUCUGUGUGACGCCAGAUAGUGCGAUUAUAAAUAAUUACAGUAUAGAGGUGUAGACCUCGAUAUACCGAGAGACAAAACUGUUCACGUAUCACGUGUUUCCAGAUGUAUUUCCGGAUGCUGUUCUCGUAACAGGGAUUUUUGUUCAAAUGUUUAAUGUUCUAAUGUUUAAUUUGAAUGGAGCUGUAUGUGAACACUAACUAACGUUAGAUUAAAAGCUACAUUUUUGUAUCGUAAACAAAAUGGCAGCGUGUGAAUGCUUUUAAGUCGGAAUAACAGGAAGUUUUCCCGUCCUACGGAAUUCUCUUACGUGGUUCUCCAGCGAAAUUCUCAAACAAUGAAGGAAAAGG
Ictalurus furcatus (blue catfish) is the source of this 9141-nucleotide messenger RNA. RefSeq names its product kielin cysteine rich BMP regulator (gene kcp). Lineage: Eukaryota; Metazoa; Chordata; Actinopteri; Siluriformes; Ictaluridae. The record is from RefSeq and is a predicted model, not a curated record. Bases 507 to 6587 code for a protein of 2026 amino acids. The transcript has 43 exons. Gene Ontology annotation, molecular function: protein binding.